AUGCGACAGUCUCUACGGCGAAAGUCUUGCAGUGCUUGCGCACGCUCCAAGCGUCGCUGCAGCCUCAGUGCUCCCAGUUGCAGUCGCUGCGCAGCGAAAGGCAUGGAAUGCUCGUAUCCCACCUUCACAGCUGUGCCGCCUCCGCUCCCAAGUGCCUCUGGCAGCCCUCUCAGCGAUUCAAUUGACGAUGCUUUGCUUUCUCUUCAGAUACCCUCAUUCAUCUCCACGACUGAAGCAUAUGGCAUGCAGCUCGACUCUGCGGAAUAUCCUCCCCAUACAGCAAACGAUUUUACAGCGCGCGCAGAAUUCUUGGCUCAUUUGAUGUCAUUGCAGUCCACGGCACUGGCUGAGAAGGGGUUCAAUGUAUUCAUUCAUCCGUCGCAGACUCUUGCUUCAGAUGCGUUACGCGACGCGUUAGCUGGCAGUGCUCUACACGCCGUGCGCAAUCCUUCCAACGCGCGCUUCGUCGAUUCUGAGAUUACAAGGCGCGCCUCGCACAUUGUCGCGGUCUUAUAUGCGGCGUCGAUAAGCGACGAUACUGUCGACUUGCGAAUGCUUCCUUCGGUCCAAGCACUUCUUAUCUAUCAAUGCAUGCGACUGUUCUCGCCAGGCAGCAUCAGUCAACAGGCGCAGGCGGAACGCGAUAACAUUGUUCUUCAGAUUUGGGCAUCGCGUUUACAAUUAUUGUUGGCUUGUGAUGACGAGCUCACGGAAGCGAGCUGGGAGUUUUGGGUUGAGAAAGAAGCCAUCCGUCGCACAUUAAUAUGCAUAGAGCUUGCGCAAGGCACCUACACGUAUCUUCGUGGAAACUGGCCCAUCGGUGUUCGAUGUCAUCACGACCUAAGGUUUAAUGCACAAAAGGCCCUUUGGGAAGCCAAGUCAGCUGCAGAAUGGCAUCUUGUGUCUGACGAUUCCGCGCAUCCCUCGCUGCCAUGCAACAUGCUUCGCUUACAUAAAGACAUUCGCGACGCAAUGCCUGGUGACUUGGAUGAUAUAGGGGUUCUAUUGCGAGCUGCGGGUGAAGGGCUUGAGAACAUGAAUACCUGGCUUCGUCACGAUAAAGAAGCCUUGCAGCGAUGGGGCCAGGUCGGUGUAUGA
Molecule: messenger RNA, 1098 nt
Organism: Fusarium oxysporum Fo47
Lineage: Eukaryota; Fungi; Ascomycota; Sordariomycetes; Hypocreales; Nectriaceae
Product: Zn(II)2Cys6 transcription factor domain-containing protein
Exons: 1
Coding region: 1-1098 (365 amino acids)
Biological process (GO): regulation of DNA-templated transcription
Molecular function (GO): DNA-binding transcription factor activity, RNA polymerase II-specific; zinc ion binding
Source: RefSeq, a predicted model, not a curated record